AUACAAACACACCAUUUUGAUAUGCAACUCUCUCUCUCUCUCUCUCUCAGUAAUAUCAAUCUCCCAGAAUUAUUUUUCCAAGGUCGGUAUGCAGAAGCACAAAGUUGUUCCAAAAUUUGUUGCCAACAGCAACGACUCAGACCCUGGUGGUCCACCAAUUCGUGAAGAAAGAAAACAAUCAAUAAAAGAGUCAGCUUCCAUUGCAUCACUUUUUCCUCCCAAUAACUCUGACAGUGAUGAUAGUUCAGAAUCCAACGAAACACCUCCGAGAUUUUCUCAUUAUUCCAAUUCCAUAAUGGAAAUUUUCUCACCAGCCAGGUCUAGUGAUUCCGAAAAUUAUUUAGAAAUAAUAAUUCCAAAUUCUUCAAUUCCACACUUCUUUCCACUCCCUAAUGGACCAACAACAAGUCUUUCCAUUCCAAUAAUCUUCCCACCCACCAUUUCUGAAACUCAGACAGAAGAUGGUUGCUCAGAAUCUAACAAAACACCUCGUGCAGAAACACAACUCUCUUAUUCCGUAGUUCCACUCUUACCACCAGCCAGGUCUCAAACAGACAACAGAAAUUCUGAAAAUUAUGGAAUAAUUCCCACCGAUCCUUCCAUAUCAACAAGUCCUAGACGCACAAUCCGAACAGCAAUCUUCAAUCACUUGACUGAGUUUCUUAAGCUGAAGAGCAGUAACAGUCCAAAAUUCUCUCAUCCCAAAAAAAAUUCCAUACUGUCAUUCUUUUCCGCAGCCAAAGACUUGAUCGAAAUUAUUGAAAGGAAACAAUUUCCUUUGCAAAUGCUACUUAAAGCCACUAACAACUUCUCAGAAGAUCACAAGAUUGGGAAAGGUUGCUUUGGCUCAGUUUACCGUGCCACUUUAGAUGGUGGCCAAGAAGUGGCUAUUAAGCGCCAGGGCAGUGCUCGUGCCUUCAUAAUUGAAUUGAAAGCUUUGUUCCACCUCAAUCACAAGAAUGUUGCUUGCUUAGUAGGAUUUUGUGAGGAUGGUAAUGAGUACGCAUUGGUGUACGAGUACAUGAAAAAUGGUACCCUUCAUGACCAUCUUCAUGAGCUUCAAAGUACUCCUCUAUUGUCAUCAUGGACUGCCCGGAUUAAAGUGGCACUAGACAUAGCCGGAGGCAUUGAGUAUCUACAUGUGUAUGCAGUACCACAAAUCAUACACCGCAAUAUCAAGACGUCUAACAUAUUACUAGAUGCUACGUGGACAGCCAAAGUGUUUGAUUUCUGCCUAUCUGAGAAGGCCCCCAUGGACUUCAAGUCACACCAUUUGGAUUGUGUGGCUGGCACCAUUGGUUACAUGGACCCCGAGUACUUUAGUCUUCGGCAGUUGACAACCAAAAUUGAUGUAUACAGCUUUGGAGUUGUAUUGCUAGAAAUGUUGUCUGGGUACAAGGCACUUCAUAAAAAUGAAAAUGGUGAGCAAAGGCUUAUAGUUGAUUUUAUAGUGCCAUUCAUUGCCCAAGAUCAAAUUCACAGGGUCUUGGACCCAAGAGUACCACCACCUACCCCAGUUGAAAGAAAGGCAGUGGCACAUGUUGGGUCUCUAGCAGUGGCUUGUGUAAGUCUGAAAGGUCGAGAUCGCCCAUCAAUGACUGAGAUUGUAAAUAACCUGAUGCGUGUUUGGGUACAGGUUAUCGGUGGUUAAAACAACUGAACGUUAAUGUUCCUUCGCUGCUCUCUGCACUAUUGAUGACUUUCUCACCGACGACUCCAAUUCCAACCACAACCACCCCUCCCUGUUGCCUAAUGAGAUUUCACAACUGUAUAAGUAUUAUGGAGCUUCGUUGAUUUCGUAUAUGGGUAGCUUUGUAUGAAUAUAGUUUUCCUUGAUUCAUACUGUUGGGAGUUGAGAUUGUGUCAAAUAAUCAUAUGCCAAAACCCACUUUCAUAUCAUUACAUGUUUGAGAAAAUUUGUAUGA
Molecule: messenger RNA, 1925 nt
Organism: Quercus robur (English oak)
Lineage: Eukaryota; Viridiplantae; Streptophyta; Magnoliopsida; Fagales; Fagaceae
Product: serine/threonine-protein kinase-like protein CCR4
Exons: 2
Coding region: 89-1651 (520 amino acids)
Biological process (GO): protein phosphorylation
Molecular function (GO): ATP binding; protein serine/threonine kinase activity
Source: RefSeq, a predicted model, not a curated record